GUCAUUCAAUUGCAUUGGCAACAUAUCAGCAAAUUAUCACUUCCCAUAUACACACUGAUCAAAUUUCUGUUUCAACCUUGCAUCCAGUCAUAUGGAAACGAUAGAAGAGCAACAAUAUGGUGACCAACUCACGAAAGAAGAGUCCCAAAGAGCAGUGGAAUUAGAAACUGAUGCAGAAGAUGUAGAAAUUAUAGGAAUUAGAAAAAUAGAUAUUGAAGAAGAAAAGGAAAUAGGGCCAAUGAGUUCAGAGGACAAGUUUCGCGGGUUAACAGUGGAAGGAAAAUGGGAAGAGGUUAUCAAAAUGUGUGAAGAAGACAUCAAGUUAUGCACGAUAAAGAUCAACAACAAAAGAGGCACUGCACUCCAUGUGGCAGUGAAUGAAGGCAAUGAAGAUGCUGUUAAGUGUCUUGUGGGAACAAUGAUAAAGCACAAAAGGGGGGAGAAGGCCUUAACAUUGAAGAAUGAGAGAGGGGACACACCUUUGCACCUUGCAGCUACAAGGGGACUCAAGAAUAUAUGUGAAUGCAUCAUAGGAAAAAAUAAAGAAAGGAAGGGUUUGAUUACCUUUCUUAAUGAUGAGGGAGAGACACCUUUUUUUCAGGUUGCACUCUCAUGGCAAAAAGAAGCUUUUUGGUACCUUUGUUCCCUCGUGCCUGCUGAUGAAAACGUUAACUAUUCUAAAUUUCUUAUUCGGAAUAAUGGGGAUAGUAUCCUUCACUGUGCCAUUCGGAGAGAAUUUUUUGAUUUGGCACUUAUAAUAAUGUAUAAAUACCCCAAACUUUACGACAUUCAGAAUAGAGAGGGAUUCAGUCCUCUCAAACUUCUUGCCACUAGGCCCUCAGCCUUCAAAAGUGGAAGCAAUCUGCUAUGGUGGAAGAGAAUCCUUUAUCAUUGUGUAUCUGUAGAAACUCUAGACGUCCAAGAAGCAGAGAAAUUGUACAUGAAAGCGGAAGUACAAGAAUAUCAGAACGAACAGUGCAUGGUUACCAAAGAAGAAAAGGAUGAACUGUGCCCGAACACCAAAGAAAAAAUGGACGAAUUACAACUCCCAGAGAACUACAACACAUGUCAUCACUUCUAUCAUCUGUUUAAAGAUCUAUGCAGGUUGACUAAUACAUUUUUUCGUUCACUGCAACUUCUUGGUAAAGAACUGGGAAUUUUGUUUAAAGAUCUAUGCAGGUUGAUUAGUACAUGUGCAUCAGGACACAAGAGAGAGAAACAAGAAGAUCCAGAGAAACAUCCACAAUGUCAAAUAUCAAUGGCAGAAGAUCUGGGCCAUGAGCAUGUUCCACCAAAUUUGGUUUCAUGUCUUCAGUCUGUGAAGCUUGCAUACAUAUAUACUCUUGGCCUUUCGGGAGUAGGGGUUGAAAACAUUAGGAAGAUGAAACAAAAGCACAAAUGGAGUGGUCAACUCUUGAGUGAAUUUAUGAAAAAACCUUAUGAGUCAUAUACGGGAAGUGGAGGUCCACCACUAUUAGACUCGAGUGUUCAAACAGAUUUCAUUUAUGCUUACAAUACAGAAAAUAUUGACAAAGAGGAGAUAAUGGCUUUGAAUAUUGACAGAGAAGAGACAGCGAUUUUGGUUGCGGCAAGAAAUGGCAUAAUAGAAAUGGUGAAUGAGCUUAUAUCUAAAAUACCAAGUGCCAUACAUGAAACUAACUCCAAGAAGAAAAAUGUGUUACUUAUAGCAGUGGAGAACAGACAAACCCUUAUUGUUGAGGAAUUAAAAAAUCGAUUUGGAGAGAAGAAAACAAAAGUAGUCUUGCACAACCUAAUUCUAGGUGUAGAUGAUCAAGAGAACACUAUGUUACACCUGGCAGCAGCACCAAUCGAUAAGGGUUGGAUGAUAUCUGGUUCUGCCUUGCAAAUGAUGUGGCAUAUUAAAUGGUUUCAGUACAUAAAGGAGCUAGUGCCAGAGCAUUUCACAAUUAGAACCAAUAAAAAGGAGAAAACUGCAGGAGAAAUCUUUAGAGAAUCACAUAAAGGACUCGUCAAAGAAGCUAGUGGGUGGCUCAAGGACACCUCAGAGUCUUGCUCAGUAGUGGCAGCUCUCCUUGCUGGUGUUUCCUUUGCCACAUCUACCACUGUCCCUGGUGGUGUCAACACUGACACGGGUAAACCUGCAUUAGAAGGCCAGGUUCCAUUCGAGUCAUUUGCAAUGUGUUCAUUAAUUGGCCUAUGCUUCUCCGUCACUGCCCUCAUAAUGUUCCUCUCUAUACUCACUUCUCGGAAAGAAAUCAGGGAUUUUCGAACUAAUUUGCCACUUAAAUUGCUUAUGGGCUUAAGUUCUCUUUUCAUAUCUAUUGCUGCAUUGUUUGCUACUUUCUGCUCUGCUCAUUUCUUUGUGAUCGAUGACAAAUUCAAGCAAGUCUUAAUCCUCAUUUAUACAGUAACUUGCUUGCCUGUGACCUUCUAUGCAGUAGCACAAUUUCCACUAUAUAUUGAUCUUAUGAGAGCCAUUACAACAAAAGUGCCACUGGCAAGUGAUAAAGGGGAUGAUUUAUAGGGUGCUUUUUGUUCCACUUUGAGUAUGAUAAAUUGAAAAUGUUACUUAUUCAAGUAACAAUAAUGAAUUUUGUAUACCUCUAUUUGGAGCAUUAUGUAGUGUUGGAUUGUGCUUAUUAAUUUAAGAUAGUUUAUAUGAUUAUGUGUUA
Messenger RNA from Glycine soja, 2654 nucleotides. RefSeq lists its product as uncharacterized. The coding region runs from base 92 to 2506 and encodes 804 amino acids. NCBI's taxonomy places the organism in Eukaryota, Viridiplantae, Streptophyta, Magnoliopsida, Fabales, Fabaceae. The record is from RefSeq and is a predicted model, not a curated record. Gene Ontology annotation, molecular function: protein binding. The transcript is spliced from 9 exons.